This is a messenger RNA of Drosophila mauritiana, 1060 nucleotides long. Its product is annotated as serine protease grass. The record is from RefSeq and is a predicted model, not a curated record. Bases 45 to 899 code for a protein of 284 amino acids. The transcript is spliced from 4 exons. Gene Ontology annotation, molecular function: serine-type endopeptidase activity. Gene Ontology annotation, biological process: proteolysis. Lineage: Eukaryota; Metazoa; Arthropoda; Insecta; Diptera; Drosophilidae.
CCCAAUGGCACAGAGUUCGGUUUCCAUUCGGGCCUCGAGCUACAAUGAAGAAAGUCAUAGCGGCACUCCUGAUCCUCUGGGCCUCGCUAUUCCUGGGAUCCCGAGAGGGAUCGGCUUUCCUGCUCGACGCGGAAUGCGGAAGGUCGCUUCGAACCAGGCCAACUUGGAGGAGUUACAUUGGUAGCAGGACUGACGCACUGGCCAAUCCUUGGAUUGUUUCGGUGAUAGUGAAGGGCGAGGCCAAGUGCAGUGGAUCGCUCAUCAAUCAUCGAUUUGUUUUGACGGCGGCACAUUGCGUAUUCAGAGAAGCCAUGCAGGUGCACUUGGGUGAGUUCGACGCCUGGAAUCCUGGACAAGAUUGCAGCUCGGGUGCUCGCUCACCAAACGCAUAUUGCGUUCGGGUCGACGAGAAGAUCGUGCACACCGGAUUCGGCGAAACACAAGCCCAACGGUACGACAUUGGCCUACUCCGGAUGCAGCAUGCGGUGCAGUACUCAGACUUCGUGCGCCCCAUUUGCCUGCUCAUCAAUGAGCCAGUGGCGACCAUCGACCGAUUCCAGAUGACCGUCUGGGGCACCACUGCAGAAGGCCAUCGGAGCAUACCGCGGGUGCUGAAGCAUGCCGUUGGGGAGCGCAUCGAUCGCGGACGCUGCAGCUUGAAGUUCCAGCAGCCGGUGGACGAGUCCCAGAUAUGCGCCCGCACUGAGACGAACGACGCAUGCAGAGGUGACUCCGGUGGCCCCAUUAGUGCGGAGAUCCUCUACGGGGGCAGGUAUCGCACCUUCCAGUUCGGCAUCAUCAGCUUCGGCUUGAGUUCCUGUGCGGGCCUAAGUGUCUGCACCAAUGUGACUCACUACGUGGACUGGAUCUGGAAUGCUCUGGUCAUCUCGUCGGCAUGAGCACAUUGUGCGUAUUAUAUGUAUAUGUAUAAGUUAUUAUAAACGUUUAAGCUGCAGUAAAGAUUGGGAAUAGCAAUUAGAGAGUACUGCCUACUAGCUAAGCCAACGUGGGUGAGCUGCUUCGAUCCGGGUGCUUUGGAAGUAGAUGAGAUAGUAGAGAG